Messenger RNA from Trichechus manatus latirostris (Florida manatee), 2079 nucleotides. It is a transcript of the gene SCNN1A, whose product is annotated as sodium channel epithelial 1 subunit alpha. NCBI's taxonomy places the organism in Eukaryota, Metazoa, Chordata, Mammalia, Sirenia, Trichechidae. The record is from RefSeq and is a predicted model, not a curated record. Gene Ontology annotation, molecular function: ligand-gated sodium channel activity. Gene Ontology annotation, biological process: sodium ion transmembrane transport. Gene Ontology annotation, cellular component: plasma membrane; sodium channel complex. The transcript is spliced from 13 exons. Bases 130 to 2079 code for a protein of 649 amino acids.
CUAUUUUGUUUUGUGACCUCAGUAGAACCAGCUUAUCCUUCCUGAGGGUCUGUUUCUUCCUCUGGAAAAUGAAGAAAAAGCCAGCCUUUCCCUCCCCAGAGGCAGUAGCAUAAGAAGGUGUCAAGGCUCAUGAAGGGGGAAAAACGUGAGGAGCAGGGGCUGGGCCCUGAACCUGCAGCCUCAAACCAGCCCACGGAGGAGGAGGAGGCUCUGAUCGAAUUCCACCGCUCCUACCGAGAGCUCUUCCAGUUCUUCUGCAGCAACACCACCAUCCACGGUGCCAUCCGGCUGGUGUGCUCCCAGCACAACCGCAUGAAGACAGCCUUCUGGGCUGUGCUCUGGCUCUGUACCUUCGGUGUGAUGUACUGGCAAUUUGGCCUGCUGUUUGGAGAGUACUUCAGCUAUCCCGUCAGCCUUAACAUCAACCUCAACUCAGAUAAGCUUGUCUUCCCAGCUGUUACUGUCUGUACCAUCAAUCCCUACAGGUAUACUGAAAUUAAAGAGGAGCUGGAGGAGCUGGACCACAUUACAGAGAAGACACUCUUCGACCUGUAUAAAUACAACUCCUCUAACACCCUCAAGGUCCAUCACCGCAGCCGCCGCGGCCUCCGGGGGAACCUGCCGCACCCCCUGCAGCGCCUGCAGGUGCCGCCCCCACCCCACAAGGCCCGCAAGGCCCGCAGCACGGCCUCCAGCGUGCGGGAUAACAACCCCCGGGUGAACAGGAAAGACUGGAAGAUCGGCUUCCAACUGUGCAACGAGAACCAAUCGGACUGCUUCUACCAGACUUACUCAUCGGGGGUGGAUGCGGUGAGGGAGUGGUACCGCUUCCACUACAUCAACAUUCUGUCACACCUGACGAACAGCUCACCAUCCCUCAAGGAGGACGCACUGGACAACUUCAUCUUCACCUGCCGCUUUAACCAGGACUCCUGCAACCAGGCGAAUUAUUCUCGUUUCCACCAUCCGAUGUAUGGGAACUGCUACACCUUCAAUCACAAGAACAACUCCAACCUCUGGAUGUCUUCCCUGCCUGGGAUCAACAAUGGCCUGUCCCUGGUGCUACGCACAGAGCAGAAUGACUUCAUCCCACUGCUGUCCACGGUGACGGGGGCCAGGGUCCUGGUGCAUGGGCAAGAUGAACCUGCUUUCAUGGAUGAUGGCGGCUUUAACUUGCGGCCUGGCGUAGAGACGUCCAUCAGCAUGAAGAAGGAAGCCCUGGACAGACUUGGGGGCAACUAUGGUGACUGCACUGAGAAUGGCAGCGAAGUCCCUGUCAAGAACUUUUACCAUUCCAAGUACACUCAGCAGAUGUGUAUUCAUUCCUGCUUCCAGGAGCGCAUGAUCAAGGAGUGUGGCUGUGCCUACAUCUACUACCCAAAGUCCGAGGGUGUGGAGUAUUGUGACUACUGGAAGCAUACCUCCUGGGGCUAUUGCUACUAUAAGCUCCAGUUUGCCUUUUCCUUGGACAGACUAGGCUGUUUCACCAAAUGCCGGAAGCCAUGCAGUGUGACCAGCUACCAGCUUUCUGCUGGUUACUCACGGUGGCCCUCAGUGACAUCCCAGGAAUGGGUCUACCAGAUGCUAUCCCGACAGAACAAUUACACUAUCAACAACAAAAGAAAUGGAGUUGCUAAACUCAACAUCUUCUUUAAGGAGCUGAAGUAUAAAACCAACUCUGAGUCUCCUUCUGUCACGAUGGUCACCCUCUUGUCCAACUUGGGCAGCCAGUGGAGCUUGUGGUUCGGCUCUUCAGUACUGUCUGUGGUGGAGAUGGCCGAGUUCAUCUUUGACCUCCUAGUCAUCACAUUCCUGAUGCUGCUCCGGAGGUUCCGAAGCCGAUACUGGUCUCCAGGCCGAGGGAACAGGGGUGCCCAGGAGGUGGCAUCCACUCCACCUUCCUCCCUUCCCUCCCGUUUCUAUCCCUACCCCACAUCCCCCUCCCUGUCUCAGCCUGGUCCUGCUGCCUCCCUAGCCUUGACAGCCCCUCCACCUGCCUAUGCCACCCUAGGCCCCCGCCCAUCUCCAUUAGGCUCGGCAGAGCCCAGCUCCUCUGCUUGUACUGCAGGGGAGCUCUGA